Messenger RNA from Prunus armeniaca (apricot), 981 nucleotides. The record is from the annotation of a GenBank genome assembly. Lineage: Eukaryota; Viridiplantae; Streptophyta; Magnoliopsida; Rosales; Rosaceae.
AUGGCCAAAGGUUUCAAGGAAAAAUUGGGUGAAGGAGGCUAUGGCUCGGUAUACAAGGCAAAGCUUCGUAGCGGUCGCCUGGUAGCCAUCAAGAUGUUGGGUAAGUCCAAAGCUAAUGGGCAAGACUUCAUCAAUGAAGUUGCUACCAUUGGAAGGAUUCACCAUGUCAACGUGGUGCGACUCAUUGGCUUCUGUGUUGAGGGUUCAAAGCGUGCUCUCGUAUACGACUUCAUGCCUAAUGGAUCUCUUGAUAAAUACUUAUUUUCUCAACAAGGAGUUAUCUCUUUGAAUUGUGAGAAAAUGUUUGAAAUUGCUCUUGGAGUGGCUCGUGGUAUUGAAUAUUUGCACAGAGGAUGUGACAUGCAAAUUCUGCACUUUGACAUCAAACCUCAUAACAUUCUUCUUGACGAGAAUUUUCUUCCCAAGGUGUCUGAUUUUGGAUUAGCAAGGCUAUGCCCGCUUGAUAAUAGCAUUGUAUCUUUGACGGCAGCAAGAGGAACUAUCGGAUACAUAGCACCAGAGUUAUUCUAUAAAAACAUUGGAGGUAUUUCAUACAAAGCUGAUGUCUAUAGUUUCGGAAUGCUGUUGAUGGAAAUGGCUGGCAGAAGAAAGAAUUUAAAUGCAACCAUAGAGAAGUCAAGCCAAAUAUACUUUCCAACAUGGGUUUUUGACCAAUUGAGUGAUGGAAAGGACAUAAAAGUUGAAGACGCCACAGAGGAGGAAGAGAAGAUCAUAAAGAAGAUGAUCAUUGUGGCAUUGUGGUGCAUACAAAUGAAGCCUAGUGACCGUCCGUCUAUGAAUAAAGCAGUCGAGAUGCUUGAAGGAGAAAUUGAGUGCCUUGAAAUGCCUCCAAAGCCUUUUUUGUAUCCACAACAAAUGCCAGAAGUGGCUCCUGGGGACAAUUCAAGUACCACAAGUGCAUCAACAGUAACAAAUUCUACAGAAAUCGUUUUGAUUGCUGAUGCGAAUCAAACAAUGUAA